Symbiodinium sp. CCMP2456 is the source of this 1167-nucleotide messenger RNA. The record is from the annotation of a GenBank genome assembly. Lineage: Eukaryota; Dinophyceae; Suessiales; Symbiodiniaceae.
AUGGUCCUCUCACACGCCACUUCGCUCCGAGGAUUGCCGCCUGUUGCGGCUCCAGAUCUUUCGGGGCAGCGGCGAUAUUGGCACACACUGACUCAGGCCGGAGAUGCUACCUAUUCUUAUGGUGGCAGCGACACCUCGCUCAACCCCGCUCUGUCCACAGACUACGGUGGAGUGUGGGAAUUCGAUGGUACGGCGAAGUCCUGGUCGUUGAGAGACGUGAUCGGGGAGACCACCGUUACAGCACGGGGCCGCAUCCGUGUGGAUUCCAUGGUGAGGAAGUCAGCUCACUGCGCGGUUUGGACGGGAGAGUCCCUCCUUGCUUAUGGAGGAGCAGGAUACUUGUCAGUGACGACGAACAGAGGUCUGAAGACCAACCUGAUAGAGUUCCGGCCCUUGCCCAACAGGUCUUUAUUCCAGACGAUGCUUUCGAGAAAUGUGUCGCUAACUGGUGCAGACGCUUCAGGGUGGCCACCGUUGCGUUAUCUGAUGUCAUGCAUUUGGGAUUCGCACCGCCGCUCAAUGAUUGUCUUCGGGGGAACUCUCGACAGUGACCCUCUCUUCGGCGAUUGGGGCACUUCGGUUGGGACGUCGGACCGUCGUUACCAUCCGAACCAAACAGACGAACUCUGGGAAUACCACUUUGAUUCGAACACCUGGACGAACCUCACUGCAAGUGCGAAGAUGAACUCCUUGUCCUCGCCAAGUGCACGUGCGUACCACACAGCUGUUUGGGAAUCCACAACAGACACCAUGUAUGUCUAUGGAGGCGUCGAGUAUUCUCGGACAACGCAGGCGGGAGAGACCUUCAGGAAUGACGUGUGGGCCUACAUCCGCGGCGCCAACAUGUGGGAACAGCUGGUCGCAACGAUGCCAACUGCUCGGUUUGGUCACAUGGCUGCCGCCACGGGCACCUCCAUGUACGUCUAUGGUGGCGUUCUCGAAGGAUUCGUCCUGGGAGCGAAUGAUUGCCUUUGGGAAUUCUCCUAUGCGAGCAAGAGCUGGAGCCAGCUUGGCAACAGCAACUCUUGUUUUGUGCACAGCGCGUCCCUCUUUGGUUCAGCGACUUUCGAUGGCUGCCGGAAUAAGGUGCUCUUCUAUGGCUUUCAGGACAACUUCGGUCGCGGGGAUUUCUUCUUCCAGUAUGGACUUCCGGCCCCAGGCUCCUAG